Molecule: messenger RNA, 3018 nt
Organism: Lates calcarifer (barramundi perch)
Lineage: Eukaryota; Metazoa; Chordata; Actinopteri; Centropomidae
Gene: crispld1a
Product: cysteine-rich secretory protein LCCL domain containing 1a
Exons: 15
Coding region: 396-1955 (519 amino acids)
Cellular component (GO): extracellular region
Source: RefSeq, a predicted model, not a curated record
UUUAGCAGCUUUGGUGCAAGAAUCCCGAAAGAAGAAAGACACAACUUUCUCUUUCAAACUGAUGAAAACGGAGCGAAGCGAACCCAUCACAUCUUUGAUUUAUAUCAUAUGGCAGCCAACGACAGUCAUCACCGCUCCACCUGAGCUCUGCAACUCACUUUGAAGGCGGAUUUCCCCCCUCCCUCUCUUCUUCUCCUUGCUGCAGAAGUUUUCUCACAGCCAGAUCCCUGUCAGGUUCUGAAGGAGCGGGCUUAAUUCCAAUUCAUUAAAGCUCCUUUGCCAGCUCACAUUGUAGACGGAGAAGUGUCUGUCUGUGCUGGCACGCAACUUUUUCCACCCCAUCCCACUUGAGUUGGAGAGGAUCACCGUCUUCACUGUCACCAGCGUUUCCGAGGAUGAGGCGUGUAUCCCUGCACUGGCUGAGGGGUGUGUCCCUGCUCCUGCUGCUCCAGGCAGCCACUUCCAUGGUGAUGCUUCCUAACUCCACGGGCUGGCAGCAGAUUCUGGACAAGUACAUGGAUGAACACGGGGAGUGGUGGGAAGCCAAGCAGAGGGGGAAGAGGGCCAUUACUGACAGUGACGCGCAGCUCAUCCUGGACCUUCACAACAAGCUCAGAGGCCAGGUCUACCCCCCUGCUUCCAACAUGGAGUACAUGGUGUGGGACACGGAGUUGGAGCGUACAGCGGAAGAGUGGGCUGAGACCUGUUUGUGGGAGCAUGGUCCUGCUGGAUUACUGCCACAGAUAGGACAGAACCUGGGAGCGCACUGGGGAAGGUAUCGUCCACCCACGUUCCAUGUGCAGGCCUGGUAUGAUGAAGUGAAGGACUACUCAUUCCCUUACCCACAGGAGUGUAAUCCCUACUGCCCCUUCAGAUGCUCUGGCCCAGUUUGUACUCAUUACACACAGCUGGUCUGGGCAACCAGCAGCCGGAUUGGCUGUGCCAUCAACUUGUGUUACAACAUGAAUGUGUGGGGACAGAUUUGGGCCAAAGCUGUCUAUCUUGUCUGCAACUACUCACCAAAAGGAAACUGGUGGGGCCAUGCUCCUUACAAACAUGGCACCCCAUGCUCUGCCUGCCCCCCCAGCUAUGGAGGUGGCUGCAAGGACAACCUCUGCUACAAAGAUGACAGUUCCUAUCCACCACAAGAAGAAACGGAAGAAAACAACUUCAUCGAGCCAGAGGCCCCCCGUACUCCGCAGAAGCCCCGGCCUCGGGCCCCCAAACCUGAGCCUCCCAGCCUCCCUGCCCCAGCUCCCACCAAGCCCCCCACAGAGGACCUGCAGAAGAAUGAAGUGGUCAACACACAGCAGAUGUCUCAGCUUGUGACUUGUGACACUAAACUUCGAGAUCAGUGUAAAGGAACACCGUGUAACAGAUAUGAGUGUCCUGCUGGGUGCCUAGAUGCUACAGGAAAAGUAGUUGGGACAGUAUACUAUGAAAUGCAAUCCAGUGUGUGCAGAGCUGGUCUACAUGCUGGUGUCAUAGAUAAUGAUGGAGGAUGGAUGGAUGUAACAAGACAAGGCAGAAAGGAGUUUUUCAUCAAAUCCAAUAAGAAUGGAGUCCAGUCUUUAGGAAAAUAUCAAAGUGCUAACUCCUUCACAGUUUCCAGAGUGACAGUCAAAGCCAUCACAUGUGAGGCCACGGUUGCACAGCUGUGUCCUUACCAAAAGCCCGCAAAACACUGUCCAAGGUUAUACUGCCCUAGAAGCUGUUUAGAGGAGAACCCUCACAUAUCCAGAGUCAUUGGCACCAGAGUAUACUCUGAUAAGUCUAGUAUAUGCCGGGCAGCAGUCCAUGCUGGAGUCAUCAGGAACAAUGUGGGUGGUUACAUUGAUGUGAUGCCAGUGGACAAGCGGAAACACUACAUUGCCUCAUACCAAAAUGGCAUUUUCUCAGAGAGCCUUCAAAACCCUCCCGGAGGGAAGGCGUUCCGGGUGUUCGCUGUGAUUUGAGUGCCCCAGAGAGCAGCUUCACCAAACAGAAAGUGCACUUGGGUUGGUGAAUAGGUGGUAAUCAAGCCCUGUUGUCAAAACUCAAUGAGUGAAAUGUUUCUGGCUUUGCUACACUCCAGGGGUUAGGGGUCGUCUCCAUGACAGUAUAAACCCAGCAACAAAAACUUGACACGUACACAAUAAGAACCUGUUUCAACUCCCUUGCAUGGAGUUCUAUUUCUGUCAUCCCUAGCAGGAAAUGUUGUCAAUUGUAAAUAUCUCUGAAUGGUUUGCUACCGUAAUAUUUUGUUGUACAUAUUUGUUAAUAGUAUUACAUUUUUUGUCUUUGUGCCAUUUUCUUGCCUUUUUAACAAAUAGCUCUGUAUGAAUAUUGAUUAUACAAAUCCUAUGAUAUAACAUUACAAUGGCACUUAAGGAUGAAUAUCAUUUUAUUGUCUGGCACAUUUUUACUGGUGCUUUGGAGAGGUGUCUUGUCAUAUUUUGUACUUUUUUAAUGACUGGAGAACAGAUUGUUAUACAUUUAUUUUUAUAUGAUUAUGCUUUACAUCAAUAUGAUUUAUAAAGGAUGCUGCUAUAUGUUCUUAUCUUUUCGUGUAUUGUAAUUGCCGGAACAGGUUUUUUUUUUUUUUUUCACAGCUAAAGUGCUUUAGUUAAAACUCCCUGCAGGUCAGGAAGUACACUCAUCCCUCAGAGUUGUCAUUUCUCCAAACAAAACCUAUGUGUACCUGACUUCAUCAUAAAUUGUAUUUUACUGGAUGCCGCUGCCCCAAAGUUGUUUUCAGGUCAUAUCUAUUCAUCUCCUUUUGACACUCAUACACAGAAACAAUAUUAUGCAACAGUUGUAUUUCAUGCAAUGUGUUGGGGAGUGGUGAUUGUAAAUCUACACAUAUACCUGCUCAUAUAUAUAUAUAUAUAUAUAUUUUUUACCAGCUCUCAGCUUUCUUUCAAGCUGCAUUCUCUAUAAUGGGCAAUUAAUUGUAUUGCUGUCUGUUUCUUUGUGCAUUAUAUAUAUUUUCCUACCUCAGGUUGUUAGGAAAAGUUCAUUUUGCAAUAAAAUAUUACA